AGCACAAAGUCCUUCGUGCAGGUGUCACAGAGCCGCUCGCCCACUCUCACACUCACUGACCGCGUCUUCACACGAAGACGAGGAGGCAGAUGAUGGAUAACUGAUCAGUGUAGGAAGGUUCAAACAGGUUGAAAGACAACAAUCUUUAACGCUAAAGUAGCGCCCAAAGAUGCCCAAAAGCGAUACCUGGCCAGGUGGCAUUGGACUGGAGGCGAUGACCAGCAUGGACAGCGCUGGCAGCUGUGACAGCGUUGUCAGUGGCAAUUCUGGCUAUAGUGAUGAUAGUCUGGAGCACCUGUCUGCUGAAGAGAAGGCCUGUCUCAUGUUUCUGGAGGAGACUAUUGAGUCUUUGGACACAGAGGAAGAUAGUGGCUUGUCUAAUGACGAACCUGACCAACUGCCCUGCCCUGGCAAUAUUGCUAACAAACUGGCUGACCUGUCAGCCUCCAUGAGCAAAAACAAGCUCAACAGUCCAAAGAAACAUGCCUCCAAGGAACCCACCAAGGAACCCACCAAGGAAAAUGUUGACACCAAACUUAAGCAGAGCUACCUGGUUCCUACACCUCUUGUUGUGGCAAACGGCUCUCCUUGUUCUGUGCCCAGUGCUAAGCCGGGUGUCCCAUCAGACAAAAACCUCAGCUCUCAGCCUCAAUCACUGAGCCAAGUACCGGGGCACAAACACGACCAGAAACCGACUCCACCUCGAGUACCUUUAGAGGUUAAUGUUGUGAUACCUCCUCCCAUCAAACCCAGGGAUUAUUCAAAUAAGUCUCCUGAAGGUUCUUUACCUAGAGGACCUCUAUCCUAUGAUGCACUUGUUCACCUGCGGAGGAGUGCCUCUUCAAAGAAAACACCUCUGUGUCCCAAAAUUGAUCAUACUAUAGACUCAGACAAGCACCUUCCAGGUGCAGUGAAAGGCCCAAACCUCAGCAAUCCACCAAGACCUGACAGAUACAACUCAGAGGCUCCUCCAGCUGUGGCCCCCAAACCCAAAAGGAUUCCUGCCAACAUAUCUGGCACAACACAAACCAAAGCAUCCAUAACCUCAGAUUCUUCAUACAGUAUCAAGAAUGCAAAAGAUCCCAAGGUUGUUAGACUGGAAGCUUUGCACAAGCUGGGCCUUCUGACAGACCAAGAGCCAGAAAAUGAUACAGUAGCCCCACUGGCUCCCCGUAAAUCUCACUCCUCUUUGGAUCCACCACCAAACAGAUAUACAAGAGGCCCAUCGAAUGUAAAUCCAUCAAGAAGCCCAUCAUUUUGCUAUUCUCAAGUGUCCUCAGAGCCCAAGAACAAGCCUCUGCAGAGCAGUGCCAGUUUCCAUCACUACUCCAGACGUGACCAACACCCUGUGUCUGCAUCACAUCCCGCUCAAUCCAACGGGUUGAAGCCAGCUGGUCUAGAGCGAUCUGCUACCCUGGACGGCCACAUAAACGGUGGACACUGUCCUGAGCAGCAACACAUCGCAACCUCCAAGCCAGUGAAAACCACCACUGCAGCUCAGCCUGCACCCAACAAAUCCUCAAACUCAGUUGGAUACACUGUGAUGGUGGUGCCCGGGAUGGGAGCCGAUCGAAAGGAAGCGCUUAGAAAGCUUGGACUGCUCAAAGACUGAAACAGAUGAACAGCAGAAGUUUGGCUGUGUGAAUGCAGAGCUUGGAAAGAGUUCAAGUGUACCAUCAGCUUAGAGAGCGUUAGAGCAUUAAGCGGGGACUUGGCACUCGGCACUUUGGCAAACACAAGCAGAGGAGGAAGAAAAAAAACAGGAGAAGGGCUAUUCCAGCACUUUUAAUGUAGGUCGCCGUGACUUACUUACAUGCGGGCAGUUUCUCUUCACCUAUUGUUCUUCUGUAGGUUACACAAGUAUCUGAAAAGGCACCCUACAAACCCUUGAGGCUCUAUUGUAUGGUAAUUAUAUUAAAUCUAAUCAGAAUCUGUUUGCUUGAACAAAUUACAGUCAGAUAUGACUUGAUAGAUCACCAGAUCAGCCCAAGUGAUUCAUAUGGCAUAAAGAAGCACUUCAAAUAUCAAUAUAUUGAGUAAGAAGCCUCAGUGUGCAUGAAACAAGCCAUACUCAGGUUUUCUACUAAUCUUGUUCCCUCCUCAUUAUAAUGUACAGAACACACUGCUCCUCUGUACUCCUACUUAAAGGAAACAUCAACACAAAUUAGCUGAGUUUUGACGAUACUGACCAUUUCAUAAUUCACAGAUGUGCCUGUAAGUGGAUUGUGUAGUACAGUCCUUGGAGCAAUCAGUUUAUGCAGCUCAUAAUUAUUGUAAAACAAAAUUCUGAAAGUGUUUUGGGGUGAUUUUUCAGUGUUUUCUAAUCUUUAGUAGCUACCAGCAGUUCAUUAGGUAACACUUUAUAUUGUUGUUCUUGUAAUAUGCAUUAGUUAAUGGGUAACAUGGCCAUAAUACAUCCUUAUAAAAUGCUUAUUAACAUAAAUGAGGCUAUUUCAGUGUUAAUAAUGGCAUAAUAAACAUGUUUAUAUAACAUAUAUGAGCCUAAUUAAGGAUUCAUUAAGGCAUUGCUUCAGAUGUGGCAGCUGCAAGAAACAUCCUUAACUGUUAAUAAAUGUGUAAUAAAGUAUGCAUUCAUCUUUAAGUAACAAAGAAGAGCUCAGUAAAGGUACAACUAACAUACAGCUGACUGACAUAAUUAAUAAUAAUUAAGAUGAAGGUACAAUAAGUACGAAUUUCAGUUAAAAACAUUCAAAAUUAACAAAAGUUAUCAACAGAUCAUUAAUAACAGUUCUUGUGUUUUCUGAAAAUGUGUAAGAUAUGGACUGAAGUUAGCAUGCUAACCAGCUAGCUCCAGCGGGUCCCAGUCUAAAGCGCCCGUGCUAUUGGUGUAAACACCAUCACCCCUCCUGUUCUCUCAACUCCCAGUCCGGACUGCUAGCUGAACGGCUACCUGAGCCAACUAUCUGACAGAAGCUAUAGUUUGCAACAGUAAGCAGUGACACAGUUAGUCAGUUCAAUAAAUGUGUGUGCAAUGAUGAUUUGUAAGAAUUGGCCAUCUGUCGAAUCCAUACUCCAGACAACUCCAAACAUGGCUGCUAACUAAUGCUAACUGUAGCUGCUGUUAGCCAGUAAGCUCAGCUAUUAGCAGACUCUACAGGGGCUAGGAGCUCGGAGCUAGCUCCGGGAUUCUGAAGGUACAAAAUGGUUCUUGAGGGGCUUAAUGGUUUGUCUCCUUCUGUCUUCAUAUUCUGUUUGUAAAUUUACAUUUUUUAACAGAAACUACAAUUUGUUUCUUAGCAUUCUAUAAUCCGUUUUUUAAAAUGUUUUUAUGAGGACUGAUGAUUGUUUGUAAUCUAACAUGUGUUUAUGAUGUUAUUAGUCCACGUACUUAAAAGGGCCUGAUCACCUGUUAAGUAAUUCUUUCCUACAAGGAUCUUAAUAUAAAUUGUUAAUGCACAUGAUUAUUGAGAUCCAAUAUUUUGUUAGCUCACCGAUUUCUUUCUACUCUUUUAUACAGCACGUGUAGUUCAGGUGGUUUUGAAGAUGUUUGACAAAUAUGUGGCUGCCUUCACUGUCUGAAAACUGGAGAUGUUCAUACAGAAUGAAAAAACGAUGAUAAUGUGACUAUUUUUACCCAUUCUAUCUGUGAAAAUAAAGACGUUCGCAUCUGA
Molecule: messenger RNA, 3632 nt
Organism: Acanthopagrus latus (yellowfin seabream)
Lineage: Eukaryota; Metazoa; Chordata; Actinopteri; Spariformes; Sparidae
Exons: 4
Coding region: 170-1612 (480 amino acids)
Source: RefSeq, a predicted model, not a curated record